UGCUGUAAAAUAGUCGAAUCAGUGUGGCGUGCUGUUUUAUAUCAGAGGGGAAUUGAAAUGUACUACCGUAAUUCUUGCGGGUUUGUUUAAAAUGCCACACAAGCGUAGAAACCGAGUCCAUGCGAACCAAAGGAAUUCCACAACGCGACGCGUUCCUUUGUCCCACCUGCCGACUGCACCGCCGAAUGUGCUCGUCGAAUCCUGCAACGGGCUUGAUGCGGAGAUCCGCUCGCCGAGCUGUCCGAUGGCCAAAGGAGGCGCAAUGACCACCGGAAGAAACUUCUCGGCGAACAAGUUAGCCGUGCCCCAAUACAAUACCACCGUGCGCAAGCAGAACGAGGUCCAGAUCAUAUCAAACAUUAAGCUGGAUACGAAACUUCAUACAGAAACUAGGUCGUCCAUCGCACCAAAGGUCACCCAAAAGAUGAACUUCGCGCCCAAUCAAGCAGUAUUCAGGGAUCUGGUGCCACUCAACGUCAACGAUUCUCUGCUGGUGCCGCACAAGAACAAGAAUGAUGCUUCAAAGAACAAGACAACGAAAGACUCGGAGACAAACAAGACUAAAGGCGAGCCCCAGCUAGCUGAAUAUGCGGAAAAAGUAGAUCCCAUUGGCAUGGAGGUUAAGGAACCUACACUCCGCUUGGAUUGGGUACCAGAACCCUUUGAUUUUUUCGGCGCUUAUAGGAGAACAUACAAUUAGAGUUACAUUUUAUUUAUAAAUAUAUCCGAGUCGCACAGUA
Messenger RNA from Drosophila teissieri, 740 nucleotides. RefSeq lists its product as uncharacterized. Lineage: Eukaryota; Metazoa; Arthropoda; Insecta; Diptera; Drosophilidae. The transcript has 2 exons. The record is from RefSeq and is a predicted model, not a curated record. Bases 92 to 700 code for a protein of 202 amino acids.